GAAGUGCUGAGCACUUUGGCAGGAAAGGGGGGGAAUAUUGCCUGACAACGAUUAUUUUCUCUCAUAGUGGCUGUGGAAACUCAUAUCUGUAGUCGGAUAGUCAGUCGGUAGGUCAGUUCGCCCUUCAGCCUUCGCCCACGACUUUGCCUCCUGCUGCAGCUGAAGAAUAAGCGGGUUCAUGAUCACCAGGAAGCUCUUAAUUUCUUCAUACCUGGAUUAACUCGCGGGCUUCUUUUCCCCCCAUUUUUUUUUUUUUCUUUUACACUUUUUUGUUUUUGUUUUUUUGUUUUUAAUCUUGCAAGGAAGAGACUUUUUCCUCAGCCAAAAUGUUGUGGAAAUUAGCCGACAACGUAAAAUACGAGGAUGACUGUGAGGAAAGGCACGAUAGUAACAGCAAUGGGAACCCACGGCUGCCUCACCUGCCGGCGGUCAGUCAACACCUCUACAGCCCGUCUACUUCCCUCUCACACUCGGCCAGUUCAGACUUCCAGCCUCCUUACUUUCCUCCUCCCUACCAGCCUAUCUCGUACCCGCAGUCUAGUGACCCCUACUCUCACCUCGGGGACCCUUUCAACAUCAACUCCAUACACCAGUCGCCAUCCUCGAACCAACAGCAGCCGUGGCCUGGGCGGCAAGGCCAGGAGGGGCUCGGCGCCCACGGGAGGAGCGGACUCGCGAGUCAGAUCCUAGGCUUGGAGGGAGGCUCGUCGGGGGUUAGGAGGGAAGGGUUCCGCCGACCGGAGCUGCUAUCUCCACACGCUCACAGUCUAGAGUCGUCGGUUAUUGGCGAUAAUAUGGGAAUGCAUGACAUGGGACACGGACUGGAUGAUGUUCAACAAGUAGACGACCACAGUAUAAUUAUGGCAGAUCAGACGGUCAUCAAAAAAGUAUUAGGACUUCGAGGUGGCAGGAACCUUGAUCGCUUACAGAGGACUUAUUAUCAGGGGGGAAUUCUCGCGGGGCCUGUCACUCUGCCUAAAGGAAACGCACUAGGUCUUCCCUUCCAGAAAGAGUCCCUGCUGGGCAUGGUAUCAAAUCCCACAGAGGUGUUUUGCUCCGUACCAGGCCGUCUUUCCUUGCUGAGCUCCACAUCCAAGUACAAGGUUACUGUGGCUGAAGUCCAGAGACGUUUGUCACCCCCAGAAUGCCUCAACGCAUCGCUCCUGGGAGGCGUUCUACGCAGAGCCAAGUCAAAAAAUGGAGGCCGUUCUCUGAGAGAAAAGCUGGACAAAAUUGGGCUUAACCUGCCUGCAGGAAGAAGGAAGGCAGCUAAUGUCACUCUACUUACCUCGCUAGUAGAAGGCGAAGCUGUUCAUUUAGCAAGAGACUUUGGUUAUGUGUGUGAAACUGAAUUCCCUGCAAAGGCAAUUGCUGAAUACCUGGGUAGGCCACAUGUGGAGCGGAAUGAGGUUAACUCGCGGAAGAACAUGCUCCUUGCUGCCAAGCAAAUCUGCAAAGAGUUUACCGAUCUGCUCACUCAGGACCGCUCACCUUUGGGCAACGCUAGGCCCGCUCCCAUCCUGGAACCUGGAAUCCAAGGCUGCCUGACUCACUUCAGUCUUAUCACUCAUGGCUUUGGCUCUCCAGCCAUCUGUGCUGCCAUGACUUCGCUUCAGAACUACCUGAAUGAAGCGCUGAAACAAGUGGACAAGAUGUACCUGAGCUCUGGUAGCGACACCCAGGGAUCCUCAGACAGUGGAAGUAAAUCUACUGACAAAAUGGACAAGCACAGGAAAUGAGAGCUUAAAGGAGAAUCCCUAUGAACUUGAGAUUCCCAGAGUCCCUUAAACUUGCUGCCCUGUCUUCCCUUUUGGACUUUUUAAAAAAAUCAAUAUUUGGUAUUGUCUUUUUGAGAGCUGCAUUUGUGUGUGAAUGUGGUGCUCACACUGUAAAUUUAUAGUUUGACAGGUUGGGGAUUUUUAACAACCUGUCACAGCAGGCUACAAAUCAGUUACUGUUGGCACGUGUGUUGAAUGCUCUGGAUUGGUCCUAAUGGGAGCCCGCUCCGUGAAAGAGUAAAGCCCUUUUCAGAAAUGGCAUGUGUGGCUUCUUCUGUCUGCUAAAGCGACAGGAUUGUCAUUUAGUGACAAGGAAAAAAGUAUAUAUUUAUGUUCAUAUUAUUGCUGUUUAGCACAGUUGCUAUUCGGCAUAAGCUAGUGAAAUUACAGUCAUGACUUUCACAGAGAAGUUGCUGGGGUGUGCGUUCAUACACCAAAGCAAUGCGAUAAAAUGCUGUUAGAUUCCUAGAAAGGAGUACAUGCCUGAAAAGGGGCUUAAUACAUGCCACAUCAUGCUAACCACUAUGCAGUUACAUACAGUUGCUAGUGGCCUACUGCUACAACCACAGGGCCUGUAUUCUCUUGAAGAAGAUGAGGGGAAACAAAAUGCAUUCUGCGACUAUUUUCCCCCCUCCCUUGUCUUUCUGUCUUUCUCUUUUUUUCCCUCAUCUUCCCUAGAGGACAUCAUUUCAAGAUGACUUUCUGUGGCUGUGAAUUCCUCUCAGUUUUCUCCAUCCUGCUCAGUCUGGGGGCAAAUCCACUUAUUUCCUGUGUCUCAAUUGACUUGCAAAGGACAGUUUUUAUGUGUGAGAGAAAAUCUACUUAGUUUUCUUUAUUUUUGUGCUUUAGUUGUACCAUUACUUCAGAAUGGAUCCAGUGUUAUUGUGUUUUUGUUCAUGGGAGUUGAUUUGAAGCUUGUGCAGGCCUGGAUGAGAAAAGACAGUUGGUUUUCUCAUCUCAGCCUGUGCUCUUUCAGAAACCAAAAACUUUAAAGUGCCCCCAUUAUGCCAAUUUAGAGGCUCAUUAUUUUAUUUUUGUGGUUGUAUACUGCUACAGCACAUCUCUUCACCCUCUGAAACACUCAGUAUUAGUGGCUGCAUUAGGUUUUAGUUCACUGCUUAUUCUUUUUUUGAGGGCAUGCCAAACUAGCUGCUAGGUGUGCAUUAUGCCACCAUGUUACACAGUGACGUAAAUAACAAAAAGAAAAGUCUGGACUUCAAAUGAUGCAUUUCAAGCAGUUUAGGAGCACUGGUUUUUGCAGGAGAGAAUAACUCACUUUGAUGUGGACUUGAUUUGUUUUUGUUUUUUUAAACUUUGCAAAACCUUUUUCUCAUGUGCAAAAGUGAUUUAACAGACUACAUGAUAGAUAAAAUCCCAGAAUGCAUAGCAGGGGCACUUUGAAUUUGCUAUGACAGAAGCCUCCUCAGUGUUUGUGGAUUACAGGCGUUGCCAUGGAUCCAUUGUUACUCAGUCUUACAACACAUACAGUACAUAGUCGUGAGAAGUUUGUUUGUUUGCUUUUACUUAUUAUUUUUUUGUGAACAAGUUAUUCAUUAAAAACAACAUCCAAACUGACACUAACCUACCAACAAGCUCACUUCUGCCAGAUUGUGUGUUGGUUGUGAGAAUGCGUGCGUAAAUGUACAUAUUUCUUUCUUUUAAAAAAAAAAAAAAAAUGUUUUUAGAAAUUAAAUUCCAAGCAUAGAAUUUAAUCCAGUGUCUUGUCCUGGAUGUAAAUAUUUUCUAAUUUAUGUUGUAAUUUAAUGGGCUUGUGUAAAUAAUGGUAUCAGUUUGGUGCAUGGUUUAACUUUUUAUGAGGAUGUGUUAAAAUUUUGUAAAUCAGUUUUUUUUUUUUUGUUUUUUUUUUUAUAAACUAGAGUGUAGAAAGUGGGGGAUGAUAUACAUUUUUGAAAAUAUGUUUUAAAAAAAUGCUGUUCUAAAGUUUCAGGAAAAAAAAAAUAAAUGACAGCCUCAA
Messenger RNA from Oreochromis aureus, 3753 nucleotides. RefSeq names its product transcription factor AP-2 gamma (activating enhancer binding protein 2 gamma) (gene tfap2c). Lineage: Eukaryota; Metazoa; Chordata; Actinopteri; Cichliformes; Cichlidae. The record is from RefSeq and is a predicted model, not a curated record. Gene Ontology annotation, cellular component: nucleus. Gene Ontology annotation, biological process: regulation of cell population proliferation; regulation of transcription by RNA polymerase II; anatomical structure development. The transcript has 8 exons. Gene Ontology annotation, molecular function: RNA polymerase II transcription regulatory region sequence-specific DNA binding; DNA-binding transcription factor activity, RNA polymerase II-specific. The coding region runs from base 327 to 1739 and encodes 470 amino acids.